AUGAAUAACUAUUGUAAUACAUGCAAUAAACAUAUUAAAUCAGCGGAAAAAAUUAAAUGUUCUUAUAGUAAUUGUUCAAAGCAGUAUCACUACAAAUGCGCAGGUGUGACAGCCGAUCUUAAGAAACAUAAUACAUGGAAAUGUUCGAGUUGCAAGAAAAAGUUAAUAAAAUUAAAAGAUACCACAGAGGCUUCUAUGAGCGGGUCGAUUGGAAAUGACAUAAGUAAUUCUAUAACACUGAGACGCCAUCAAACAUCAGGCAUGUCGCAGCUGUCUAGGGAGCCUGGUGAGUCUUUUGAUCUACAAACUGAGAUUUUAGAAGCUAUUCGGAAUGAUUUACCUGGUAUUAUUAAGAGUUUUAUAUCGUGUGAGUUUACAAACUUAAAAGAGAGCCUAAACGAGAUCGAAAAAUCAAUAAAAUUUAUCUCGGCUCAAUACGAUGAUGCCUUGAAGACCAUAUCAUCGAUUAAAGAAGAAGUAAGCGGCAUAAAGAAAGAGAAUGCCUCACUGCGCAAUAAUUUGAAGGAUUUACAAGGUACUGUAAACUCACUAGAACACGACUUAAAUAAGCAUGAACAAUGGGCACGAUUACAGAACCUUGAAAUUCUAGGAAUUCCUGAAAGUAGGAAUGAGUGCUUACCAGAACUAGUACAAGAAAUAGCUCUAAAGUCAGGCGUAAAUAUUAGUGACGGCGAGUUUGAAUUCGUUCAUCGUGUACAGCCAAGGAAAUCAUCAAGCGGGAAACCUCGCCCCAUAGUAGUUCGUUUUAAGUCUCGACAAAAGAAAGACUCAUUCUUAUCGUCUGUGCAAUCUUGGCUUUGUGAUGGUAUUCUGGACUCGGAGCUUUGUCACUCAAGGUAUGAUGUGUUUCGCCAUGAUCGUGGCGAUGACAGAAGAGGCGGAGGAAUAUUAAUAUUGUGUUCUAACGUGUUGAAUGCGCGACAUCGCCCUGAGUGGACUCAAGAUGACCUUGAAUGUCUAUGGUUAACUAUUGACCGCAAAACCUUAAAAUGUAUGUAUAACAUCCACUUGGCAACUAUUUAUAUACCCCCCGAUGGAAUGUUACCUUCGCGUAUUAAUAUAUUUACAGAUAUGUUAAAGAAUGUCGUUUUUAGUAAUCCGGGCGACGUGUUUAUAAUUCUUGGAGAUUUUAAUCUUCCAUGCAUACGCUGGACUUCUGAAGGGCCAGUUAUAUUAAAAAAGGGUACAACUGAAGUUCAGGACUGUGCCGUUAAUUUAUUAAAUAUAGCUAAUUUUUUAGGUUUGAAACAAUAUAACUCAGAGCUAAACUCUAGCGGUAACACACUUGAUCUUAUUUUUUGUAAUUUUGAGGUCGAGGUCACUAGGUCUUUAAAUAUUAUGGUCGCGGAGGAUGAAUAUCAUCCCACUUUAUCUAUUGACAUUACAGAUAUAAUAGUUCCCUUACUUAAUCCUAAAGUAAAGUAUAAAUAUUUAUACAACAUGGCGGAUUAUGAAAUUAUACGUGAAAAUUUAAGAUCUUUUGAUUGGUCAUUCAUAUUAAGUAUAGCAUCAUUAGAUGAAGCUUUGGCUAAAUUUUAUGAAAUUCUUUAUGAUUUAAUCGAUAAAUAUGUACCUAAAGUAGUUAUACAUGAUAAAAAUAUAUAUCCUAUAUGGUACAAUAGGUCUUUAAUUCAUAUUAUUAAUGAUAAACGUAAAGCACACGCUGACUGGAAAAAAUAUGGUAACAUUAUUGAUUAUGAAAUAUUUUCACUUUUAAGGAGACGUUUUAAAAUCUUAGAAAAUGAACUAUUUCAAAAGUACAUACAAAAUACCGAAAAUCUUAUCAAAAUUAAUCCUAAACAUUUAAAUAAUUAUAUUAAAGAUAAACGUAAAAUUAAAUGCAAUUACCCUAGCGCUUUGGUUUAUCAAAAUAAUAUUCAUUGUAGUGAAGAUGAUAUAUGCAGAGCUUUUGCAAGUUACUUUGAAUGUAUGUUUCAGCUACCACUAAGUCAAUAUCCGUUGUGGAGCUUGGACUCUUCAGAAUCAUCAGAAAUUACGUCGAGCUUAAGUGUUGAUACUGAGAUGGUGCUUAAAUACCUUACCAGCUUAGACGUCAGUAAAGGUCCCGGUAGUGACAACAUACCAGCUUUAUUUGUCGUAAAGUGUGCUGAUGCUCUCGCAGAGCCGUUAUGUCUUAUCUAUAAUAGAUCUUUUAUGCAAGGUUAUGUCCCAGCAAUAUGGAAAGAAGCACAUAUUAUACCCAUACACAAAAAAGGGCUGAAGACGAAAAUCGAAAACUACAGACCUAUUUCUAUACUUAAUACUUUUAGUAAAUUACAAGAACGUAUUGUAUAUAAUUAUAUGUAUCCACAUAUUUCAAAAUUUAUACCUCAAGAACAACAUGGGUUCAUGAAACGUCGUUCCACUCUUACUAAUCUAUCCGUUUUUACUGGUGAUAUUUUACGAAGCAUGGGCGAUCGCAUCCAAGUGGAUGUUAUAUACACGGAUUUUGAGAAAGCCUUUGAUCGUGUAGAUCAUAUAAUACUACUUCAAAAACUCUUAGCCCUUGGUAUCAGCGGUGAUCUUCAUCGUUGGUUUGAAUCAUACAUAUCGAAUAGAUCUCAAGCUGUUGUAGUCGGUAGUGGUAAAUCUAAUCUUAUUAGGGUCUCAUCUGGCGUUCCUCAGGGGUCAUUACUAGGUCCGCUCUUGUAUGCUCUUUAUAUAUAUGACAUGGGUAAAUGUAUUAAACACUCUAAAUUUCUUUUAUAUGCUGAUGAUGCGAAAAUUUACAAAACUAUAAACUCACCUGAUGAUUGCAUUUUGCUUCAAAACGAUUUAAAUAGACUCUCACAUUAUCUUAAAGCAAAUCGUAUAACAGUAAACGUUGAUAAAUGUACUCACAUCUCUUUUACGCGAAAUAAAAAUGUAAUCAAACCAACAUACAAUAUUAGUAACACAUCAAUAAAAUCAGCAACUUCCAUUAAAGACCUUGGCGUGACAUUGGAUAGUAAAUUAACAUUUUCUGAACACAUAGACUUAAUCAGAGACAAAGCAUAUCAAAAUCUUGGAACC
Molecule: messenger RNA, 3033 nt
Organism: Brenthis ino (lesser marbled fritillary)
Lineage: Eukaryota; Metazoa; Arthropoda; Insecta; Lepidoptera; Nymphalidae
Source: the annotation of a GenBank genome assembly